Ciona intestinalis (vase tunicate) is the source of this 3160-nucleotide messenger RNA. NCBI's taxonomy places the organism in Eukaryota, Metazoa, Chordata, Ascidiacea, Phlebobranchia, Cionidae. The record is from RefSeq and is a predicted model, not a curated record.
UAUUUUUUUGAUUUGACAGUAGGCAUGUAGUGCAUCGGAAAAUGUAGAGUUUUAGUGGAAACAUGAAAAAACGUCGAUUUUAUAUGGAAUGUACAUGAAUUCUUUGUGGGAGAGAUAAUAUUAAUAAUAUGGAGUCAUAAACCCUACAGGUGAGAAUUUGAAUACGGAAACACUACAUUUUAUAGAUAUACAUGAAAAGAAUGUGACAAGUAAAGAAUACCAAAACUAUAAGUGUGAGGGCAAAAACGAGAAACAUUAAAUACGCGCUUCCUUUGCGAUCACUGCCGCGUGCGCGGUUGGACCAGUUUGAGAAUUGAGCUUUGAUUGCGCAACACGUUUACCAGUUGCAUUAUAACUUCGAUUCUUAGGAAGAUGAACAAAUUGUCUGUUACGCUUCUUUGGUUCUAUCAUUGUUCGUUGGAGUUUAUUAUGCAUUCAAGGACAGAAGAAGAGACACUGUUGAUAAUUAUUAUUAUGGUAGUCGGAAAAUGUCAGCGGUCCCUCUUGGUCUCUCCAUCUCAGUCACAUUUAUUUCAGCACUCACUGUCAUAGGGCUGCCUACAGAGACUUACAUAUUUGGUUUUGUCACAAUAUGGCAUUGUAUCACUCUUGUAAUCCCUACUGUGAUUGCAUGUUUGUAUUACAUUCCACUCAUUCAUAGACUGAAGCUUGCCACCAUGUAUGAGUAUCUUGAAAUUCGUUUCCAUAGAAACAGCAGAGUUCUAAGUUCUGGAAUAGAAAUCUUAAGCAUGAUACUGUACAUGGGAACUACAGUCUACAUUCCAUCUCUUGCACUUAGUGCUGUUACUUCACUUGGUACUAAUACAGCCAUUUUGCUCACCAGCGGAAUCUGCACAAUUUACACUGUUUGUGGUGGAUUGAAGGCUGUAGUAUGGACAGAUGCCUUCCAAAGUGGAAUAAUGUUUGUUGGAACAUUGGCAGCUCUAAUACAAGGAGCAUUGGUGGUUGGCGGGUUUGGAAAUGUGUGGACAGCCAUGGAAAGAAGUGGUAGAUUCAAUGUGUUUACAUUUGACCUUGACCCUCGUAUUCGACAAACAGCUCUCACCUACCUAACAGGAACAAUGACUUCCUUCAUUAACAUUGCAUGCUGUAGUCAACCAAUAGCACAGAGAUAUUUGUCUUGUGAAACGGUGAAGCAAGCAAGAAUAGCUGCUGUUGUUGCUAUUAUUCCCAAGUUUAUUCUAACAUCAUGUGCCGUUUGCUGUGGUGCUGUGGCAUAUGCCUACUUUGAACAGUGUGACCCUUUAAAAAAUGGAGAAAUAGCCAAAUAUGAUCAAAUAUUACCAUAUAUGGUGCUCAAAAUAUUUACUGAUGUACCUGGUAUGGCGGGCUUGUUUGUAGCUGCAGCUUACAGUGGUACAUUAAGCACCGUCUCAUCUGGUAUUAACUCACUUUCUGCGAUGGUUCUGAGUGAUUUUAUAUUACCAAGAAAUCCUAAAUUGUCAUCUAAGCUACAAAUGAUCACCAGCAAAGUAACGGGUGUGGUGCUCGGUUUAAUCCUUACAGUCAUCUCCUACCUCUGUUCACUUACCAAUGGUACCAUCAUAUCACUUGUGUUGACAGUCAGAGGAUCAUCUGGUGGGCCAAUGCUUGGUGUUUUCACACUAGGGUUGUUCUUUCCAUGGUGCAAUAAAUGGGGAGCACUUGUGGGUCAAGCCGUAGGAACUCUGUUCUGCUUCUGGAUAGCAAUUGGUAGCCUUAUACAGGGGAGGGAUGUCUAUUAUGACAGAGUGAUGCCUAUUUCAACUAAUAGUUGUCCUGCCAUAAAUGCUACCAUUAUGACAUCACCAUUGUUAAAUGACAGCAUCAUAGAUUGGAAUACAACACAAUCAACCAUUGUAUAUAAUUUAGGGACUCCAGUAGAUUCGAUUGAGUCAAAAUCUUACAACAACCUAUAUCUCAUAUCAUUCAUGUACUAUAGUAUGAUUGGGUUGUUUGUCACUAUAAUUGUUGGUAAUGUGGUUUCACUAAUCACAGGAAAAAACAACACUGAAAAAAUGGAUCCAAAACUUUUUGUCCCAAUACUGGACAACCACUGUUUCCCGGUGAAUGUUCGUCGCUUCUUCCGCUUUGGUGUACCACCAUUGGGUCUUGAACAUGAAGAGAAAAUUGGAAAGAUGGACAUUGAUGAAAACUUUCCGUUGAAAGAAACAAAAAAUGUGGUUGAAGUUAGGGAAUUAAUGACACACGUUCAACAACAAUAAUCAUGUUUAUUCUAUGCGGGUGGGGUCUUUGUCGAGGCUUCAGGUUUAUACUAUAGUUGGUCUAUCCCCGCAACCUGGCAGCUCUUGUACAUCAAAAUGUGCUGCCAAAUAUCCGCUCACUUUAGGCAACUAUAAAAUAUUUAAUACAAAUUAAUAUUUCAUUUAUAGCAAAUGUACAGAUAGAAAAAGAAGUUUAAUAAUUUUUUAUAAAACUAACUCUAUUAUUAGGUGUAUUAUACACCGGUGUUUUGGUUAUUUUCAAUAUAAACAUUUUAACUUCUUAAAUCACUAAAGAAUGUAGUAAUUUGUGAACCAAAACGUUUUUUUUUUAAAAAAAACUGUCUUAGAUAUGGACGGUCUUGUUUUUAUUAAAACCAACUGCGGCAUAGUAAAGUCAGGUCAGGUGGAAUAGGCCCUUUACAGGAUUGGUCACGUGCUUAGACACCGCGGUAUAGUACCGUAUUGCACAAAGGGCCUAUUGUAGUGGGUGCUGGAACAGAUUCAAUGGUCAUGCCCAUUUAAAAGACACACCACUAUGGGUUACCACUUUUAAAGUGCAUAUGACACGGUCAAACAACUUUGCCUAAAAUUAAAGGUAUGUAACAAACUUGUCACAAUCAGAGCUUUUAUUAUGUCGGGAUUCUAGGCUGCGGUUUACAACGUACCGCUCGCUAGCGUGUCCAAAAUAAAAUGACCGAGAAAACUAAGGUUAUUCAGAUUCCAGACUAUGCAGAACCCGGAUGUCCGCUAGAUGCAACUGAAAGCGCACACAGACACAACAAAGAAUACCUUACAACAACGAAUAUACGUUACAACAACGAAUACGUUACACUACAAGAAAUACGUUACACUAAACCCCUCCCUCAAAAAAAUGUUUUUCCGACCUCGGAAAGUAGAUAAAAGUAAGAAAACAGGAGCAUACAUAAAAAAAAACA